AUGGAGCACCAGCCCAACACCAACCACAACCAGGCCUUGUGGAAAGAGAUACCCUGGGAUUUCACCGAGGACUGCUCGCUCUCGGUGAGCGGCACCACUUUCCUCAUAGUCGCCUACAGCACGGUGAUGGCUGUGGGGCUCAUUGGGAACUCUUGCCUGGUGUUUGUCAUCACACGACACAAGGAGAUGCAAAACGUCACCAACAUCUUCAUCGCCAACCUGUCGUGUUCUGACAUCCUCAUGUGCAUCGUGUGCCUGCCGGUCACGAUCAUCUACACCCUGAUGGACCGCUGGAUCCUCGGAGAAGCCCUGUGUAAGCUCACACCCUUCAUCCAGUGCAUAUCUGUUACCGUCUCCAUCUUCUCCCUCGUCCUCAUCGCCAUGGAGCGAUACCAGCUUAUCGUCCACCCAACCGGGUGGAAGCCUGUAGUGACUCAGUCGUACCUGGCUGUGGCGUUCACCUGGGUGGUGGCCUGCCUGAUCUCGGUGCCUUUCCUCUCAUACAGCGUCCUCGCCUUGCCUUUCCAGAACCUGAGUAUCCCAUUCCCAGUUGGUGACCAUCUUGUCUGUAUGGAGCGUUGGCCUUCGGUUCAAGAGCGGCGAGCUUACACCACCUCCCUCCUCAUCUUUCAGUACUUCCUCCCCCUUGUCCUUAUCAUGGUCUGCUACCUGCAUGUGUACCUGCGCCUCAGGAGGAGGAAGGACAUGGUGGAGCGCGGAUCGAGGAACACCACCCAAAAGAAAAACAAAGGCUCCACAAGGAUCAACGCCAUGUUAGUCGCCAUCGUCGUGGCGUUCGCCCUCUCCUGGCUCCCUCUCAAUAUCUUCAACACUGUGUUUGACUGGAACCACGAGGCCAUCCCGUCCUGUGGCCACGAUGUUAUCUUCUCCUUCUGCCACCUCACGGCCAUGGCCUCCACCUGCGUCAACCCCAUCAUCUACGGCUUCCUCAACAGCAACUUCCAGAAGCAGCUCAAGUCCACCCUGCUGCGCUGUCGCUGUUGGGGGGUGGCGGAGCGGUAUGAAAGCGUCCCGCUCUCCACUGUCAGCACAGAGGUUACCAAAGGGUCAACCCUCAGCAACGGAUCUAUCAGCAUCAACACUUAG
This is a messenger RNA of Xyrichtys novacula (pearly razorfish), 1107 nucleotides long. NCBI's taxonomy places the organism in Eukaryota, Metazoa, Chordata, Actinopteri, Labriformes, Labridae. The record is from the annotation of a GenBank genome assembly.